AUGACGAACAAUUCUAAAAGGAGAAAGGUCGAAUUGUCGGACACGUUACAACAGUGGUUAGAAUCUCGUAUUAGACCUAAGCUUCAGAUGAACUUAACUACUGAACUAGCCUGGAAGGAUAUAAUAAAAGACAUUUUAAAGGACAUUUGUAUAAAAAUUUUGGCUCCACUCUCACUGGAAGUCUUUGCAAGUGCGAUGAAUCGGUUAGCUCAGAUCGAUGAUAAUGACCGGUUAUAUUUAAUUGAAAGGAUACUUACCUUUACUCCAAAUCCUGAUAUGGUUUCUGGUGAAAUGGAAAAUGUGUUGAGAGAUUAUUUGAUGUCACAUCUUUCAACAUUAAAUAAUUCAAAAAUUGAAAUCAAACCAGACUUGAUCGAUGUGGCACAAGCUGUCUUGCAAAGAUCUCAUAAGGAUUGGAUCAGUACCUGCGAAGCGAUUUCAUCAUUUCUUAAGGAUUGUUCUACAAAUUACAAUACUGAAAGAAAUGUUUACGUUGUAUAUCCACACUUAUCUGACAUCUCUAGAAAAAUAUUUUUAGAUAAAGAGCAAAGAAAUAGUGUAGAAAGAUUUUUCACAUUAGUACAGGAUGUUGCUAGUUCUUUGGGUUUUAGGUUCAAAGAUUUAGUUGAGACUUAUGUAACUCCCCAUGAUCAAGAUAUGGUUCAAAAUGUUAUGAGUGAAUUAUUUCCAAAAGGAUUGCCAAUAGAUAAUAAUAAAAAACUUCGACCUCGAUGGCAUAAUCAACAAUAUAUGAUGUUUUUAGCUUUGCAAAGGGCUCCAAAUAAAACAUUGUCACGUGGUGAAUUAAUUAAAGCCGCUAUUUCCUUGGAUGAAAAAUGUAGUGAUGAAACAGGCUUGCCACGAUGUUUUACUGGUCAGACGCCGAGAAAUUCUGCUAGCGCUUGUUUGACAACAAAUGCAGACAAGUAUUUUAAAGUAUUUAAAACAGACUCAAAGCAAAACACCACCUUCUAUAAACUCUCAUUUGUUCCGAACGACCGUAAUGAUGCAAUAUAUCGUUAUAAACAAUGGAUGCAAGGCAUAAUUGAACACGAUUGGGUACUGUGUUUUGGAAAACCAAAAAAAUCAAGGACCGGUCAAUCUGUAACUAAUAACGGAAAUGUGAUUAUGCUUACUGUUGGUGCGGGCAAUCCUGUCCAUGUGCGAUGUCGCCGUUGUAUAGAAAAAUCAUGUGAUGCAAAAUUACCAGCUUGCGGUAGAUGUAGGCAAAGAGGACAUUUAUGUAUUUACCCGCUUAGAAUAGGUGUACACGAAAAAACUGAAAGGCUGAAAGCAAAACGUACUCCAUUAUUGUUGACAUAUCCGGAACAAACCAUUGAAAUUGAUACACGACCAGCAACAGCUACGAGAAAUAAGAAAAAGUUACAGCAACAACUAUUAGAACAACAAAAAAGGUUGGAUUCAGAAGAUCCUGAUAUAUGUAGAGCUAGUUUACCUGAUGAAAUAUUAAAUGGAUUAGACCUUUCAAAUGUCCCAAAGAGCUUAGAUGACGUUGUUGAAGUUCGUCCUUCUACGAUUCAAAAUGCAGGUAAUGGACUAUUCGCUAAACGUAACCUUCCUAUGGCAACACCUCUUGGGUUUUAUUUUGGUGUUCCAAUGAUGGAAGAUGAUUUUGAUAAUUCUAAGGAUAAAAUUGGUAGAGCGUCACAUUAUUCCAUGAGAUAUAAACAUACGAUACUAGAUGCUACUGAUGAGAAAGGGGAACCGUUUACAGAUCCAAAUGGACCAAUAUUUUGUCCUUUUCAUUUUAUGAAUGAAGAUCCAUUCGGAAAUAUGGUAUUCCUGGAAGGAGGUGAUGUGAAUCAAGUUAUAUGUUGGACUAAACGAGAUAUCAGAAAAGGAGAAGAACUAUUUGUUUAUUAUGGUGGAGAUGUAGAUCGAGAACAUUGGGGACAAGCUGGAAAUAAUAGUGAUCAACUUGUAAAUGAAUGUGAUAGUGAAGAGGAAGUAUUUGUAUUUAGUGAAGAAAGCGAUGGAGAUGAAGAAACAAUUGAUACAUGUGAGGACAACAUUAACAAUGUAAAUAAUAUUAAUGGUAUAGCCGAAGUAGAUGGAAUAGAAAAGAUAAUAAAGCAUAUUAUUAAUAUGCAUAUAGAAUGA
Messenger RNA from Funneliformis caledonium, 2121 nucleotides. Lineage: Eukaryota; Fungi; Glomeromycota; Glomeromycetes; Glomerales; Glomeraceae. The record is from the annotation of a GenBank genome assembly.